Hibiscus syriacus is the source of this 534-nucleotide messenger RNA. RefSeq lists its product as uncharacterized. The transcript has a single exon. Lineage: Eukaryota; Viridiplantae; Streptophyta; Magnoliopsida; Malvales; Malvaceae. Bases 1 to 534 code for a protein of 177 amino acids. The record is from RefSeq and is a predicted model, not a curated record.
AUGAGACUCUUGUUCCCGGAGUGUUAUGUGGAUACGGUUUCGACGGCGUCGUCCGAUCAUUCUGCGAUCUCGUUGAGCUUGGAGGGUGCUAUUACGAUAUGCUCGCCUAGGAGGGAUUAUUUCAAAUUUGAUGCGUGUUGGGCUAAUGAAGAUCAAUGCCGGAAUAUUGUGCAUCGGGUUUGGGAGAACAAUGAAGAUUCUUUCUCAGUUAAAGUGGGGAAGAUAAGGUCUAUGCUAGGAGACUGGCAGAGAGCAAGAAGAAGUCAAGCCAAGAGGGAAGAGAGGCGCUUAAAGAGUUUUAUUCUUAGGCUUACUUUAGGUCCGAUCACAGAUGAGUCUUGUGAGCUACGGAGGAAAGCCCUUGUGGAUCUUAAGGACGUUAUGGAUAAAGAUGAGAUGUUUUGGCUUCAAAGUUCUCGAGUUGCGUGGCUUAAGGAUGGGGAUCGUAAUUCUUCCUUUUUCCAUAAAAGAGCUAAUGGGCGUCGCAAAAAGAAUUGGAUCGAGGGGUUGGAGAGUGAAGGGGGUUUGGAGUGA